Molecule: messenger RNA, 1158 nt
Organism: Trypanosoma cruzi
Lineage: Eukaryota; Euglenozoa; Kinetoplastea; Trypanosomatida; Trypanosomatidae
Exons: 1
Coding region: 1-1158 (385 amino acids)
Source: RefSeq, a predicted model, not a curated record
AUGUCUUACACGCACUGCCCGGUCUCCACAUCUCCUCCUCCGAUGGAUUUCACAGUACUCCACGAGAUCAUGCGUGACCACAUACGUCGAGGAAACCACUUUGCAGUUUUGGGAAUACUGGCCCUCACUGUCGUUCAUGAGGAUCCAGCGUUUUGGCAGACGUGUACAUAUCACGAUGGAAUCGCGUCCGCUGUAAUUGCCACGUGCGUUGGAAACGACGGAGUAAAAACACAUCCCCCGCAGGAAAGCAGAUGCCAGACAGAGGAGAUCGCACCAAAUUUGAAUCAAGAAUUUUUGACAGAGAACGAGCUUUAUCUUAUGCUGCGACGAGUGUGCGGUAAAGACCCCCUUCUUUGCCGGGUCAUUCAUCAGUUGGAAAUGGAUCCAGUCAAGGAGAACAACACCAGCAACGGCAGCAGCAAAGAGCUUGAUGCAGCUGUCUCCGUUCCGUCCGCAGCGAUGCGGGUGAAUUUGGAUGAGGUAUUUGCCGUACUACAAGAGCGUUUUCGCAGCCUUGAUGAGCGGAGAAGCCAAUCGCAAGGAACAACUAUCCCUCCGGCCACCAUCGGUCCCCAGGCGUUGAAGCGGGCACGUGAAUCGGAUGUCUCCGAGGAAAAUUUGGGUGUUAUUGCGACGGAGUCGGCUGCAGUUGCCCCUUCAAAGAGCCGUUAUCUUGAACCCGUCGACGGUGUUGAUGGGGACGGGUGUAGCGAUGCGUUGGAGGUUUUGGCGCAUAUACAUGCAUUGCCCGGUACCACUUGUGCCCUGAACUCUUUUGAUGCCGUGGCGGGUCUUGUGGACGACGGCGAACGAGAAGGGCUUGAAUCCCACAGUUCUAGACAACAGGGUUUGGAACCCAAAGGAACUUCUAGGAAUGAUAUUGCCCCUGUUGGGCUGCGUCCAAAGCAGCGACGGCAUAAGUUUACCCCUGAAGAGGACGAGGCAAUACUGCAGGGGGUGGCGCGUUUUGCAAAGGGGCCUGGAAGGUUCGAAAGUAUACUUUAUGCCUACCGUGGCGUGUGGCAUCGUGACCGGACAGCAACGCAGCUGCAUGAUCACUGGCGGGGAACUUUGCGGCAACGGGCUGUUCUUCAACAGGGAGGCUAUCGGGGCAAAAACAGCAUUGCGACACGUGGGGGUAAAAGCGAAAUGGAAUAA